AUGUUGUCCCCUUUCCGCUCCAGCGCGCUCCUCCUCUCAUUCCCUCUCCUGUCGCUCUCUCGAGAAAUCGUAUUUCCCCCGCUUUCGGGCUACCAGAACGAACAGAUUCCGGUCCAGCCGGGCUCCAUAUUCAACGCUCAGGGCAGUAUUAAGGAUGGCAGGAUAUCAGGGGCCAAGUUUGCGGGCCUGACGACUUUUGCGAACUUGCCAUACGUGCACUGCCUAGCGGCUGACGGAGCGGAUGUGGAGAGGUUUGAUAUUGCCUUUUUGGGUGCACCAUUUGAUACGGGUGUCACAUCUCGACCCGGCGCCAGAUACGGGCCAGGAGGCAUUCGCAUCGGCUCAAAGAGAAUGGAACCAGAUCAAUACAACAUCUACACUGGAAAGAGCGCCUAUCACAGCUGGGCCAAGGUUGUGGAUUGCGGGGAUGCGCCACUCACUUUCCUGGACAACACUGUCGCGCUCAAGCAGCUAGAAGAGGCGCACAAGGCAAGCCGUGCGACAAAUUCGAGCGACUACACGAGACCUAGAAUCAUCACGCUGGGCGGCGAUCACACAACGACGCUAUCGGCGUUGAGGUCUACUGCGGAGCAAUGGGGCCCGGUUAGCGUCAUCCAUUUCGACAGCCACAUAGACACCUGGGAUCCUAAGGUCAUUGGCGGGGGAGUCUCGCACUACGCAGGAGUCAAUCACGGCACGUUCCUCCAUAUAGCACACGAAGAGGGUUUGAUCCGCAACACAUCGAUUCAUGCGGGUAUUCGAGCGCCAGUGAUGCGGCCGCGAGGAGACAUCCGCAACGACGUCAGAUGCGGAUUCGACAUGGUCAAGGCCAGAGAGAUAGACCGCAUCGGCAUCGACGGAGUCGUCGAGCGUCUGAAGCAGCGCGUCGGAGAUAGCAGGGUCUACGUUUCCGUCGACAUUGACGUUCUCGACCCAGCAUUUGCGCCGGCAACCGGCACGGCUGAGCCAGGUGGAUGGUCGUCUCGUGAGCUCCUCAGCAUUCUGGACGGGUUGAGCGGGCUGGAUGUCAUUGGGGCAGACAUCGUGGAGGUGUCGCCGAUAUGGGAUAAUGCUGGAGAGACGACAGUGCUUGCAGCAGCGCAGGUGGCGGAUUCUCUCCUGACAUUGAUGGUGCAGACGCCGGUCAAGUCGAAGGCGGAGGAGCUAUGGUGA
Diplodia corticola is the source of this 1173-nucleotide messenger RNA. Its product is annotated as agmatinase 1. Lineage: Eukaryota; Fungi; Ascomycota; Dothideomycetes; Botryosphaeriales; Botryosphaeriaceae. The record is from RefSeq and is a predicted model, not a curated record. Gene Ontology annotation, molecular function: metal ion binding; agmatinase activity. The coding region runs from base 1 to 1173 and encodes 390 amino acids. The transcript is spliced from 10 exons.